UUGCGCACCAGGCAGUUCAAAAAGUGUGUAAUCGAAGGCGGGCCGGAAAGACGCGAAAGCAUAUGAUUUUGUUGUAUUAUGCCGCGGCUUUCUCUUCUUGAAUGACAAUGGGAAAAGUUUUAGUUUGUUUAGAUAUUUUCUUGGUGUUAUUGUUUCGGUGUUCACAACUAAAUGCGUUUAAUUUGGACAUGGCCAAUCCUUCAGAUUACUCUGGCCCAGCUGACAGCUACUUUGGCUAUUCCGUGGAUUUCUUCACACCGGAUAACCAGUUGAAUCUCCUUGUUGGAGCCCCAAAAUCUAACUCAUCAUCAGGUACAGUGGUGGAGCGUGGAGCAGUGUACAGCUGCUCUUGGCAAGAUAAAACACAAUGCCAACAGAUUGAAUUUGACAACACAGGUGAUCGCAGAACUGCCACGGGGAAUGAGUUCAAGUCCCAUCAGUGGUUCGGUGCCACUGUACGGUCAGAUGGAGAACACAUACUGGCCUGUGCACCUCUCUAUCAGUGGUCCACCCCCAAAUUCUCGGACCGCGAGCCUGUAGGAACCUGUUAUCUCAAGAAAGGGGGCAAGAUUGUGGAAUACUCGCCUUGUCGGACCAAUUCUCUUAGUCCUGUUGGUCAAGGAUUCUGUCAAGCUGGCUUCAGUGCAGACUUUGUGAAAAAUGCUAAGAGCAGAGUGGUGAUUGGGGGACCAGGUAGCUUCUACUGGCAAGGGCAGCUGAUUUCUGAUGACGUUGCCGAAGUCCUCAGCAGGGUCACCAACCAGUUCAUCACACCAUAUGGGAAUCAGCUCUCUACAGCAGCGGCUAGUCCACGCUUUGAUGACAGUUAUCUUGGAUAUUCUCUUGCAGUUGGUGAUUUCGAUAAUGAUGGACACGUUGACUACCUCACAGGGGUUCCCAGAGGCGACAAAGUUGUUGGCUAUGUCACCAUAUUUAACGGGAAAAAUAUGGAGUCCGAGGCAAACUUCACUGGAACACAGAUGGCAGCCUAUUUUGGCCAUGUUGUGGCAGCAGCUGAUGUUAAUAAUGAUGGACACUUGGACAUCUUUGCAGGUGCCCCUCUCUUUAUGAGCCGCGCCUCUGAUGGUAAAUUCAGGGAGCUCGGACAGGUGUCUGUCUAUCUGGGCCUCGCCGGGUUUUCUUUCCGGGAACCGGUCCACCUCACCGGCACUCAAGCGUAUGCCCGCUUUGGCAGUGCCAUUGCCUCACUUGGUGAUCUUGAUCAGGACGGCUACAAUGACAUAGCCAUCUCUGCGCCAUACGGCGGUACUGAGGGAAAGGGGUUGGUGUACGUGUAUAACGGACGAGACAGUGGCAUCGGGUCUGUGGCCUCUCAAGUCCUGCAUGGCCAGUGGGCUUCCACGUCCUCCUUGUCGCCAAGUUUCGGCUACUCGCUGAAAGGAGCAAUUGACAUCGACAAAAAUGACUACCCAGAUUUGAUAGUAGGAGCCUUUGGAGCGGAUAAAGCAGUUUUAUACAGAGCUCGCCCUGUCAUUAUCACAAACAUAACUUUGGACAUCAAUCCUCAAAUCCUAAACUUGGAGGACAAGACAUGCAAAAUUCCUGGUACAACUACAUCUACCACCUGUUUCAAGGUCAAGUAUUGUCUUCAGGCCAAGGGCAAAGGUGUAAAGUUGCCUUCUUCAUUCAAGGUGCAGGUUGAUGUGCACCUUGAUCGACACAAACUCAGCGGGGCAAAGAGAACCAUGUUUGUCAGCAACAAAGCCUCUCAACUAACAGUCAACAUUACUGUGCCCAACACCAACCAGCUUACCUGUCAGACAAAGGAUGCCUUUGUCAUCAAUGAUUCAGAGUUCCGGGAUAAAAUCACGCCCGUCUCAGUCUUCCUGGAUUACCAAUUGGAUUACAGCAGUGCGGCAGACUCGACAGGUCUCCAGCCUGUUCUUAACCAGCUCAGCCCAAAGAAUGCAUCCAGACAGGCCCAUAUUUUACUGGACUGUGGACCUGAUAACAUUUGUAAACCAAACCUACAGCUCACUGUGAAAAGUGACCAGGAGCAGAUGUAUAUAGGUGAUGAGAGCUCUCUCACUCUUGAUGUCACAGCAGAGAACAUUGGGGAGGGAGCGUACGAAGCAGAGCUUUAUGUCUACAUGCCCGCACAUGCUGACUUUAAUGGAGUAGUCAAAAAGGAGGGCCAGCCCCGUCUGUCUUGUGCCUACAGACUUGAGAACGGGACCAAGGAGGUAGUGUGUGACCUCGGCAACCCCAUGAAAGCAGGAACUUCUCUGUCAACCGGCCUGAGAUUUAGUUUCUAUCAGCUGUCUGAUGAGGACACAGAAGUCAAGUUUGACCUGCAGAUCCACAGCUCCAAUGAGUACAACAGGAGCAGUGCCUUGGUUUCCAGUGUCACCAAGCUGGCUGUGUUGGCUAGGAUGGAAUUGAGCAGUGCAUCAGAACCCAAACAGAUCCUUCUUCCCAUUGCAAACUGGGAGCCUAAAAACCCACCAGUAACAGAAGACGACAUUGGUCCAAGUGUGCAACACAUCUAUGCGUUGCGAAACAAUGGCCCUAGUGUGAUCAGUAAGGCUACGCUGGAUGUCCAGUGGCCUUACAGAUUCGAUAAUGACAGCUUGCUCUACAUCACAGCAUUCGAACACGAGGGGCCCAUACAGUGCCGCACAGACAUCACAGUUAACUCUCUGAACCUCACGAGUCCUGUUGUGCAAACGAAUGACACAGAACAAGAGGGUGGAGACAGAGAAGAGGCACGGAAACGGACGCGCCGUGAUGUCGUAGACAAAUCUGACGAAUCAGAUAGUGCAGUAGCCCCUGACGAAUUAGAUGUCAAUAGAGCAAUAACCAAACGGGUGAUUUUGGACUGUAACAGAGCGACGUGUUCACACAUAAGAUGUGAAGUGGGUCGUCUGGAGAGGGGGAAGAGUGCCAUUGUGUUCAUUAAAUCACGACUCGCCGUGGCCACCUUUCUCAAGACAGAAAAUCAAAAUCGGUCGCACACUAUUAUUUCUUCUGCCUCCUUCAAUGUCACAGAGAUGCCUUAUAAAAAUCUGGUGACUACGCUACCACACAACUCAACCACUAUAAGCACUACUGUGGAAUCAGCGGUGACUGGUCAGCAACUGCCUGUGCCCACAUGGAUAAUCGCAGUGGCUAUCCUGGCAGGACUUCUCCUCCUCAUUCUUCUAAUCCUUAUCAUGUACAAGUGUGGAUUCUUCCAGCGAAGUCGUCCACCGCAGGAGGACAAUGAGAAAGAGCAGCUGCAGCCCGAGGGAGAGGCCAGUCCUGAGGGCUGAGCAGUGUGUGUGUGUGUGUGUGUGUGGCAUAGCAGCAGUGUGUUUGUGUUUUUGUCUUGAAGUAGCAUCUGAAUCACUAAGCAAUAGCUUCUUAGGUGACCAGUAGAGGGACUGAUGAGCUUAUAGCUUAUACUACUGUUACUAUAACAUCUGGUACUUCAAUUUUAAGGUUGCUCUUGGAAUGUAAAUAUAAGCGUCAUUUGUUUUUAAGACUCCUAUGACUGGAGUUACCAUUUCAGCUUCUGAUACUGAAGAAAAUUAGACACUGUGUUUUUUUUUUGUUUUUUUUUUUCAAAUGAAUGUUUGUGCGUUUAUGCAUUUCUCACCCUCAUGACAUCAGGUUUAAAAUUGAAGUUCAUAAAAGAUUGUAUUUUUUUGAUAAAGACAUGUCAUUUUGUUUCACCUUUAAAGCACACUGGAAGCUAAAGUUUGCACAUUGUUGUUUUGCAAGUAGCAGCUUAAGCACUACGAGAUUUAUCAUGGAAUCAUGUGGCACAUGUAAAGAGUUCAGAUGCAACGUCGAAGUCCGGAAUCAGUCAAGCAUUGGUCGUAGUGAUGUCCAACUGCGUCAAAGUCCGGAAUCAGUCAGUGCAUUGGUAUUUUCACAUGCAUGCUUGGCACCGCCCUUGAGCCAUUUUCAUUUUUCAGUCUUUCUAGAUCUGGAUCUGGAUUUCCAGGCUAGCUUUAAAGGCUUUUUCAUCUGAACUCUUCAUACACAUAGGGCUUAAAACAAUGAACAUUUCUGUGCCUGUAGUAAUUAUAAUUAUCAAAGCCGUAAUAUAUAUUUGUCCAUUUUCAAAUCCUAAAUGGCCUGGCUUAUGUCUGAACUCAGAUACAGUGUCUGAGAAUGUCAAGACCUACAAACAUACAGCACCUUGUAACAUUAUUUCUUCACUAUAGGGCAUGCAAUUCUUUCCACUGUAUAGCAUUAUUUCUGCUUUCCGGUUAUUGUGUUAUUUGUUUUUUGUGUACCUGUUUUUCCAUGGGGAGUAUUUUCAGAUGUGCACCUAGCCUACUAUCUAUCCAAAUAAUUAUUUACACAAACAAGUCAUAGAUUUAGGCUGUCAUAUAGGCCUACUGUAUGUCUGGAAUCAUCAAGUGCAUACUACUGAAAUGGAAACACUGUAACAUAACCUGUGCAAUAUUGUUUAUGCAUUUAUAACUACUGUUGAAAAUAGAAUAACUUUUUAAGUAUUUUUUUUAUUUGAGUUGGCUUUGCUGUUGUCCUACAUGCCUACUGUAGGGCAUCAACGUUUUACUGGGGGCUUUAGACAUGUAACCUUUACUAAAUGUGUGAAGGCACCUACCAACUAUUUUAUAGGUGCCUGUGAAGUGUCCAGAUUAUUUUUUACAUGAACACAAACCUUUGAGUAGAUUAGCCUACCUCACCAGUCACAUAAUUUAGAGAACUGCACAUUUCUUUCUUCAGGGUCAUUCCUCUCCUUCCAUUGUUUCCCUUCAUGGUUUUUUUUUUUUUUUUUUUUUUUUGGCGUUUAGCACAUGUGUGUUUUUUUUACAUGCUAUUUCGCAGAUGUGUUCAUGAUUCCUAAGCAUGAUAUAUUUUUUUCAAUAAACUGAAUUGGGAUGACAAAGUUGAUAAAGA
Sardina pilchardus (European sardine) is the source of this 4875-nucleotide messenger RNA. Its product is annotated as integrin alpha-V-like. The transcript is spliced from 30 exons. The record is from RefSeq and is a predicted model, not a curated record. The coding region runs from base 102 to 3272 and encodes 1056 amino acids. Lineage: Eukaryota; Metazoa; Chordata; Actinopteri; Clupeiformes; Clupeidae. Gene Ontology annotation, molecular function: integrin binding. Gene Ontology annotation, biological process: cell-cell adhesion; angiogenesis; cell-matrix adhesion. Gene Ontology annotation, cellular component: integrin complex; external side of plasma membrane.